This is a messenger RNA of Carassius carassius (crucian carp), 911 nucleotides long. RefSeq names its product gonadotropin-releasing hormone 3 (gene gnrh3). Bases 411 to 695 code for a protein of 94 amino acids. Gene Ontology annotation, cellular component: extracellular region. Gene Ontology annotation, molecular function: hormone activity. The transcript has 4 exons. The record is from RefSeq and is a predicted model, not a curated record. NCBI's taxonomy places the organism in Eukaryota, Metazoa, Chordata, Actinopteri, Cypriniformes, Cyprinidae. Gene Ontology annotation, biological process: multicellular organism development.
UUAUGGUUAGUUAGUUGUAGAACAUUAUUUUAUGUAGGUCUAUUUAACCCAGCAAAUACUUGAUUGGCAGUCAGGUGACUCAGUCUUUGUUUGACACAUCCAUUAUGUCUUUUGGCCUUUAUAUUCAUCUGUUCCCCUGUGUGUUGAUGUAGCUGUUUAAACCAUUUAAACACAUUAUUUAAUUCAUCUCAGGGUUUAAACAGGUCCAUUAGCUGGUUCCCCUGACAGUAAUUUUUCAGUCUAAGAAAUCCAGCCUCAGGUGUGCAUUAGAGCGUGCAUUAGAGAGAAACCUGCACCUGUGUUUGCAAGUCUCCUGAUGACGAAGGAGCAUUACAACUCAUUUUAGAAGGACUGUAUAAAAGAGACCAAGAACAACACACUUCAUCUUGAGCAAAGACAGCAGUUUUAGCAUGGAGUGGAACGGAAGGUUGCUGGUCCAGCUGUUAAUGCUAGUGUGUGUGUUGGAGGUUAGUCUUUGCCAGCACUGGUCAUAUGGUUGGCUUCCUGGUGGAAAGAGAAGUGUUGGUGAAGUGGAGGCAACAUUUAGGAUGAUGGAUGCUGGUGAUGCAGUACUGUCCAUUCCUGCCGACUCUCCAAUGGAGCAGCUCUCACCGAUACACAUAGUGAAUGAAGUGGAUGCUGAUGGUUUGCCUCUGAAAGAACAGAGAUUUCCCAAAAGACGAGGAAGAGUGUAAAAGCAUAAAAGAUUAAGAUAAACCCUCGGAGCCAAUGAGAAUAAAUGAGAAAGGUUUUAAUCCAUGUGAACAGCGUGUUUUUAUUGAGUCCUACUGGAAUAUCCUCCUCAUAUGAUUUUAAUGAAUAUACUGCAUUGGAGGCACAUAUAUAGGCUACUGUAAAUACCUAGUAUGCAUACUUUGUUCAAAAUAAAUAUUAAAUGUGCUCAGAGAUGA